GGCUUACAACUCUUCAAAACUCUACAGAGAAUUGAGGCUGAGAGGUGGUGUAGUUCACAAUAAGCAGUUGAAGAUUCUUCCCCAAGAACAAGUGGUAUCUACUCUUCAUGGAGUCUGGAAUUUGUCCAGUGAUCAAGGCAGUUUGGGAACCUUCACGGUAUCCAAUGUAAGGUUCGUCUGGUUCGCAGACGUGAAUGAAGGUUUCAACAUAUCUUUGCCGUACUUGCAAAUAGAAAGUAUAUGCAUCAGAGAUUCGAAGUUUGGAACUGCUCUCGUAAUCACCAGUUCAGAAAUGAGCGGAGGAUACAUUUUAGGGUUCAAAGUUGAUCCGGAAGAAAAGCUUCAGAAUCUAUUCAAGGAACUCACUUCUCUCCACACGGUUUAUACAACGAAACCCAUUUUUGGAGUUGAAUUUCAAAGUUAUUCUGGUAAAGAUGACGUGGAGUCCAAUAAUAACUUGACCGAAGAGUACGAAGUCCUGGAAGAUUUGAAAGGAGAAAUCUCUAAUACCAUUACAGCAUAUUUGGCUGAUGAGGGGCACACUAAGGAUGAAAUUCCGGUUUACUCACCUGAACUGGGUCUAGCUGUUGAGAGGAUCAAAGAAGGUUACACCAUACAAAAGCUGUGGGAAGUCAUUCCUUCAUGAAAUCAAUCAAUUGAAUUAUGGAAUGAAUAAAUUAUUAGAC
Molecule: messenger RNA, 686 nt
Organism: Leptinotarsa decemlineata (Colorado potato beetle)
Lineage: Eukaryota; Metazoa; Arthropoda; Insecta; Coleoptera; Chrysomelidae
Gene: BBS5
Product: Bardet-Biedl syndrome 5 protein
Biological process (GO): intracellular transport; cilium assembly
Cellular component (GO): ciliary basal body; BBSome
Molecular function (GO): phosphatidylinositol-3-phosphate binding
Source: RefSeq, a predicted model, not a curated record